This is a messenger RNA of Anarrhichthys ocellatus (wolf-eel), 1138 nucleotides long. RefSeq names its product F-box/WD repeat-containing protein 2-like. The annotation marks the transcript as partial. The transcript is spliced from 5 exons. The record is from RefSeq and is a predicted model, not a curated record. NCBI's taxonomy places the organism in Eukaryota, Metazoa, Chordata, Actinopteri, Perciformes, Anarhichadidae. Gene Ontology annotation, molecular function: protein binding.
GAUCCGACGACCUCUCCGCCAAGUUGUGGGACGUGCGCACUGGGCAGUGCAUUUAUGGAAUUCAGACGCACACCUGCGCCGCGGUGAAAUUCGAUGAACAGAAGCUGGUGACCGGGUCCUUUGACAACACUAUUGCAUGCUGGGAGUGGAGCACGGGAGCUAAAAUCCAGCAGUUCCGUGGCCACACAGGAGCAGUCUUCAGUGUGGACUACAACGACGAGCUGGACGUGCUGGUCAGCGGCUCUGCAGACUUCCAGGUGAAGGUGUGGGCUCUGACGGCCGGCGCCUGUCUCAACACUCUGACCGGACACACGGAGUGGGUCACUAAGGUGCUCCUCCAGAAGAGCGAGGUGGAGUCAGUGGUGCACAGUCCUGGUGAUCACAUCCUCCUCAGUGCUGAUAAGUAUGAGAUCAAGGUGUGGCCUCUGGGCAGAGAAGUCAACUGCAAGUGUUUGAAGACGCUGUGCGUGUCGGAGGACCGCAGCAUCGGCCUGCAGCCUCGCCUGCAGUUCGACGGGCGCCACAUCGUCUGCAGCUCAGACCUCGGCGUCUACCAGUGGGACUUUGCCAGUUUUGAGAUUCUCAGGGUGAUAAAGACACAGGACCCGGCUAACCUGUCCCUGCUCAGCUUCGGCGAGGUGUUCGCGCUGCUUUUCGACAACCACUUCCUGUAUGUGAUGGACCUGAGGACGGAGGCCAUCUCGGGCCGCUGGCCUCUACCGGCCUACAGGAAAUCCAAGCGGGGGUCCAGCUUCCUGGCCGGCGUGACGUCCUGGCUCAACGGGCUGGACGGGGACAAUGACUCUGGACUGGUGUUUGCCACCAGCAUGCCCGACCAUAGCAUUCACUUAGUACUGUGGAAGGAGAACGGAUAGACAACAAACGGGGUUUCCCCAGACUGCUAGGACGCGAGCCGCCAUCACGUGGCUCUGGAACAUGAACCUGAACAGCUCAACGUGGGUCACACAUGGACCAAAGCGUUUAGUUUUUAUCCGUUUUCUUCCUCAGCUCACAAACAUGAACAUUCACACACGGAGGCAGAACUAAGACGACACUCGACACGCUCUGGAGAAACCUGUAAACCUCUCGUUGGUCUUCUGAUCUGCGACCAAGAAGCUGUUUUUAUGAAAGCCAAGAA